AAAAAAAAUCCUUAAAAUGUAGUCGUGUAAAGCUAUAUUAAAAAAAAAAAAAAAAAAAAAAAAGCAAGAGCAGAGGGUUGUGUCUCUUUAAGGCUCUGGCUGCUGCUGCGUGGACUUCUUAAAUUCGGUUUGACCUCGUGGUGGAGGAAACUGGAUUAAAAGGCGUCCAGGAGCGACACUAUAAGGAGGACGACGGUUAGAGAACAGGCUGUUUGUCCUGCUGCUAACCGGUCCAUCAUGGCAGGCGACAUGUUGUUAGUGAUGCGAGGAUUGGCCAAGUUGAGCCAGGCGGUUCUGGAGACUCAAACCGGCAUUCUUCGCUCUGGAGCAGGAGUCGAGGCAGUUGGUGCUGCAGUCCAAACCGUCCAGUCGGCUGCUGUGCAAGGCCUCAGUGCCGCCAUGACAAAAAUGGAGGAGCUGUCUGGCCAGCAGCAGUCCUCCUCCUCAGAUUCAGACUUCGACUUUGUUCAGGAUGAGACCGGAUUUACAGAGUCGCAGUUCCGAGAAGAAGGGGCAGACUUCACGGAGUAUCAGCCGAAAAGCGGUGAGGAAGGAGCAGCAGGCGAAGGUAGCCACGUUAACGGGAAGUUUGAGGGUUACAAGGAUCCCAGCAAACAGUUCAACAGCCAAACCAGGUUUUACCACCAAGACCACAGACAUUUCUCCAGGCGUGACAUUCUGAACAGACCUGCGUGGGAACAGCUGUGCUGUCAAAGCCCAGUCUGGCAGGUGCGAGGGUACCACCAGGACCAGUCCACAGUGGGCGGGCUGACGGCUGAACACAUAGAGAAAGCGAGACAGAGCAAGAGGGAGCGAGCGGAGGCCAAACCGCACAAACAGAUGUUAUGCGAGCGAGCCAGAGAGAGGAAAGUACCGGUGACUCGGCUCGGGAGAUUGGCUAAUUUUGGAGGAUUAGCUGUAGGUUUGGGUAUUGGUGCUCUGGCAGAAGUUGCUAAAAAGACCAUCAGGCACAACGCAGCAACAGGCGAAAAUAAGAAGGCGGUACUGGGCUCCAGCCCGUUUCUGUCCGAGGCCAACGCUGAACGCAUCGUCAGGACCCUGUGUAAAGUCAGAGGAGCGGCGUUGAAGCUGGGACAGAUGCUCAGCAUUCAAGAUGAUGCAUUCAUCAACCCUCAGCUUGCAAAGGUCUUUGAGCGUGUGAGACAGAGUGCUGACUUCAUGCCAAUAAAACAAAUGAUGAAAGCGUUGAACAACGACUUAGGUCCUAAUUGGAGAGACAAGCUGGAACUGUUUGAGGAGCGUCCGUUUGCAGCAGCGUCCAUCGGUCAGGUUCAUCUGGCAAGAAUGAAGGACGGCAGGGAGGUGGCCAUGAAAAUACAGUACCCAGGUGUUGCUCAGAGUAUCAACAGCGACGUGAACAACUUGAUGGCCGUGCUGAAUAUGAGCAAUACUCUGCCUGAAGGUCUUUUCCCAGAGCACCUUAUAGACGUCAUGAAAAAAGAACUGGCACUGGAGUGUGACUACGUCAGAGAAGCCCAGUGUGCAAAGAGAUUUCGGGAGCUAUUAAAAGACCAUCCGUUCUUUUACGUACCCGAGGUGAUCGACGAGCUGAGCAGCACUCACGUCCUGACCACGGAGCUCGUCCCCGGGUUUCCUCUGGACAAGGCUGAGAACCUCGGCCAGGAACUGAAGAACGAGAUCUGCUACAACAUUUUGACGUUGUGCCUCCGAGAGCUGUUUGAGUUCCGAUACAUGCAGACGGACCCGAACUGGUCCAACUUUUUUUAUGACCCACAGACACACAGGGUGGCGUUGUUGGACUUUGGAGCCACGAGAGGAUUUGAUCAAAGUUUUACUGAUCUGUACAUAGAGAUCAUCCAUGCAGCUGCCGAGGGCGACAGAGAGGGUGUUCUAAAUAAAUCGAUCACCAUGAAGUUUCUGACUGGCUACGAGUCAAAGGCUAUGGUGAAAGCCCACGUGGAUGCUGUGAUGAUCCUCGGUGAGGCCUUCGCUUCCACCGAACCCUUUGACUUCAGCUCCCAGUCCACCACCGAGAGGAUCCACAACCUCAUCCCUGUCAUGCUCAGACAUCGACUCACCCCGCCUCCUGAGGAGACGUAUUCUCUCCACCGCAAGAUGGGUGGCUCAUUCCUCAUCUGCUCUCGGCUCGACGCCAAGCUGCUGUGUAAGGAGAUGUUCCAAAAAGCCUAUAAGAAAUACUGGGAGAGCCACAGCUCGCCUUCAGCCUCCGCUUGAGCUUCCCCUGCGCGUUUGACUUACAUCCGCUAAGGCAGUCACCAAGGUUGAACAGCAUUGGACGCAGUCGUCGCAGUUUUUGUUGGUAGCCUUGGUAGCUGCAAGCCUUUUGUUCUUGUUUUGGGCAUCCCCUGGUGGUGAGUUUAGGAAAAACACUCAUUCAUAUUUGCCGCCAUCAUUUCUUGCAUUAGUUGCGCUUCAAGGCCAACCCCUUCUGUGACUAUAUAUGCCCCCGAGAGGAUGGAAAAGAGGGAGAGGGGCAGAUCUUAUUUCAGGCAUAAAUUUACUGUAAAAUGGUUGAUAACAGCUCAUGUUUCUUUCCCGAUUUUAAGAUGAGGAUUUUUGUCUUUUUUUUGUUUGUUUGUUGUUUUGCAUUGCUGUGAUUUGUUCUUUUUGGAUUGUAUUGCCAAUCUCGUUACUUGUCUGCUUGGCUACUAAUGGGAUUGUAAUGCACUUGGAAACACCUCUUUCCAUAAGUUAAAGAACCAAAUUACCAAAGUGGAAACGCACACAGUCGCAGCGUCACCAGGAGUAGCAAAUCCGUUUGGUGACAUUGCCGCUUUCAUUGCUUAUUUCUAGACAGGAGUGAGUUCGUUAUGCAGUCCAAAGCCGGUCUCCCAUUGCUGAUAUUUGACAAGCUUGUAUACUUUUUGGCCUGGAUUUUUGGCCUUAUGUUACGAAACUGGAGCAUCCAGCCUGAAACGCAUCUCGCUCCAUCUUGAAAUAAAUAAUCGUGAAUGUGGAUUUGGCUGCUCAGUUAUUUUGAUGCCAUGGUACAGUCUAAGAUAAAUUUCGAAAAGCAUUGCAGAUUGUUUUCUGUUUUGGAGCAAGCUGUGAGAGGGGUGAAAAUUGACUGUAGCAAGGUUGCAAUCAUGAACGCAGAGGUUUGCACGAGUGUCACGUCCAUUCUGGGAAAAAUGGAUAUAAUAUACGUGCACAAUGUGUGGCAAAAGUAGACUGUGGACAUGCAGGUUCAACACACAGUAACAGACCUGUUGUUCUUUGUGGAAAAGUGUGGUAACAACCUUGGGAGAACUAUGUAGGCUAUAUGGAGUACAUGCAAAGAAGCACUAUUGUAUUGAGACUCGUCCAGAAUAAUUAAACAAAUUUUGCCUAUUUUCAUCAAUCUGGACUGAAUUCCUCAUUUUACAAAUUUGAUUACCAUUGGUGCCAGAAAUCAAAUGAUGGGAGCCCGGCUUAUGUCUGACAAAAUUGGCGGAAAACCGCUAGUUUGUGUUGCAUUUAUUUAAAAAAAAAAAAAAAAAUCAACAUUAAAGUUCUCACUUUUUAACUCAUUUAUGUUUCCGUUUCAAGUUCCAAUUGCUGUUAAUAGCUUUUGACUUUUUAGGGACAAUUUGAAGGGAUCUGUCAGUUCUUGUUGUGGGGGUUUGCUUUUUGUUUUUUGUUUUGUUUUUUUUUUAAAUCGAGAGGAUUUGUACGCGUCUGUGCUUUAAUGAACCUCAGGUAUAGGUGUGAUUUUCGGACAGUGUACGGCGUCUUUGUAAGAGCAGAAAAGUUUGUUCACUUUCUUAAUUGUUUGUGUCUCCGAUUAUGUGAAAAUCAUUCAGCCAGUUUUUAUGAAACAAGGUGGAAAUGAUUGUAAGAGGAUGAACACAUUAAAUUGAACUGUUCUGGAUCCAGUUUUGCAUUUUUUUAAAGGGGUCAUGUUGGUGGUCAUUCCAUGCCAAAUCAAUAGAUGAGUGACUUGACCUGUUUUGGGAAAAUGUAAAAAUAUGUAGAUUUUGAGCUCAACUGGGGCGAACGAUUAACAAUUUUAUGAAAUGACAAAAAAAAAAAUUGAAUCCUUCAGAUGCUCAUGUCUUUGUAACUCAUGGCUCAAAUUGCAUAGAUUGCAUUUAUUAGAAACAAUUAGUAAGUUUCUACAGGUAUAGCUGUACCUUUUUGAUGUGGGUGACCUCGAAAGUGCCUCUGAGGGGUUCGUUGCCCGCUGGUGGUUGGUGAAGCUACGGCAGGUUGAGCCAUGAGGUAUUUAAAAAAUGUCUGAUUUUCUAUUUUGUAAUAAAAGUGUAAAAUUACUAAAAAAACAAAUACAGAAACCGUGAAACAAAGCUGCAGGUUUUAAAUUGACCUAGCUUAACACAAUGUAUAUUGGAGAUUGUGCGAUGACAAUUUAUCCAUCUAUGAUACAGAUACUGGAACCUUCAGCAUCUGCCAAUCUCGAUACCUCCUCCCGUUUCAAAACAAUGAAUCUGUUCAUAAAUACAUUUGUCUGGAUGUACAUUGCUUACAAAACAUCAACGCAAACUAUGUAGCAAAUACUGUAGUCCCCUUAAAGAACAUGUACAUAGCCCACACUGACCCAGAAUCGCAAGAGACUCAAAUUGCAUUUUUUAAAUUAAAUUUCUGGUCAUUUUUGCCAAUACCUGACCAAUAUGACCCAACAUUUCAUCCCUAUAUAUGCGACCCAAAGAGUUCUUAAGUUUGGCAGUCUCUCCUCGACAGAAACCUGUAUGAUGCAAUCUUUAAACAAUAAAUAAAAAUUGAUGUAUUGAAGAUGAGUUGACCUAAAUUUUGGGUCUAACACUAGAAUACCUAUGACAUGGGGAUGAUUAGCGUGGGUGAUUUUUGCACAAUAUGACCCCUUUAAAUUGGCAAAAUAGGGCAUUUUUGAAUGUUUUGUGACUCAAAAUCCCGGUGUGUUGUUUUUCAGAAAAGCGUUGUCACACAUGAACUUGUUCAGAAAUAAUAAGGUUGCGUCCACAUAGAAGAGCAUUUUUGUACGAGGGUCACUGGAUCUGUAAGGACUGCUUGAUCCGUUGGUGGACAAAUUGUGAGAGAAACGGGGACGCGAAUGGACUAUCAGGAUUGAAGAGGCUCCACCCACUUAGGGCACAAGCUUAACUCCAGCGCCCACCUUGCUUUCAGAAGUCACUCCUCCCGUCCCUUCUUGGGUAUAUGGAGUGGGGGGGCUGAGCUGCCUCUAGUUUCCAGCAGAAGGAUUGUAGCCAGAAAUGUCGCUGUUAUAUUUCAUAUCUAAUCAAAAUACAUUCUGAAUUUUGUGAUAAAUACUUUAUAGGAAGAGUAAAUGUUUAAUUUUA
Messenger RNA from Thalassophryne amazonica, 5276 nucleotides. RefSeq names its product coenzyme Q8A, genome duplicate a (gene coq8aa). Gene Ontology annotation, molecular function: kinase activity. NCBI's taxonomy places the organism in Eukaryota, Metazoa, Chordata, Actinopteri, Batrachoidiformes, Batrachoididae. Gene Ontology annotation, cellular component: extrinsic component of mitochondrial inner membrane. Bases 238 to 2217 code for a protein of 659 amino acids. The transcript has 17 exons. The record is from RefSeq and is a predicted model, not a curated record. Gene Ontology annotation, biological process: ubiquinone biosynthetic process.